Hemicordylus capensis (graceful crag lizard) is the source of this 6407-nucleotide messenger RNA. It is a transcript of the gene PROSER2, whose product is annotated as proline and serine rich 2. The record is from RefSeq and is a predicted model, not a curated record. The transcript has 5 exons. Lineage: Eukaryota; Metazoa; Chordata; Lepidosauria; Squamata; Cordylidae. The coding region runs from base 492 to 1922 and encodes 476 amino acids.
AACCAGCGCGGCUGGGGUGAUGUCAGGCCCUCUGGGCGGGGCGAGUCCCUCUCGGAGCCUCCCCGGCCGCGCCGCCCGCUUGUUUGCUGAAGCGCGCUGGCUGCCCGCACCUGUCCCCUCCCCGGCUGGCUUUGCGACCAGGCGGGCGCUGGUCUGUCCUCUCCAGCGCGCACAGCAACGAGGCGCUCCCUUCGCUUCCCUCGGCAGCUCCGGUGGUGGCGGCGCCGCUUCGGAGGAGGAGGACGAGAACUCCGGCUUGGUCCCGGCUGCGAGCGGAAUUCAGUGUCAUCCUGGGAUCAUCUUAAAAUACACUACUAGAGAAAAACUGCUGAUUCUACAAAGUUCUUAAUCUCUGCUUUUUGGAAGGGAACAAACAAUCUAAUAGCAACUUAAGACCAAAGAAACACUUGGGGCGUUCUUUCUCUCACUCGCUGUUGAAAACAUGCUGUGACGGGACUCCUUUUUGGAAAGAGCACACUCCUUUGGGUGGGAUGCCGAGGAACAUGAUGUCAGACUUCUCAGGAAUGAUGUGCGAGAUUCCUCCUAAGUGUCCAUUUGGUAGCUUUGGGGAAAACAGCCAUCUGGACGGUGGGAAAUGUCACCCCAGGCGCAGGAGUUCUACUCUGGAUGAUGACGAGACCCUGAAAUAUCUAACACACGAGGAAAAAGAUGUCCUCCUCUUCUUUGAAGAAACCAUUGAUGCCCUGGAAGAUGACCUGGAGGAACAAGCUCUCCCUGAUAGUGGCAUCCACUGCCACUCUCCGAGGUCAAUGGAAGAAAACCUGUCCAGCCAUUCAGAGUCUGAAGAUAUCAUAGACUUGGUGCAAUCAAUGGCCGAGAACAACGAUCAAGAAUGUUUUCCUAGCAGACACUCAGAACCAGCACUAGAAGAGGCUUGGAAACUGGAUAAACCAAAGCCAGAAUGUAUUGAGCCACCCGAUGAAGACAUUCACGCUGAUGCUGUAGCUUCCCAUCCAGUGGUACCAUCCGCACCUCCACUGCUGAUCUAUGAAGUUUUUCCUCCUCCACCCCCAGUGCAGCACCCCAAACUCCUUCGUUCGAUCCCCACCCCACUUGUCAUUGCACAGAAAAUAUCUGAGAAGCAGGCAGAGGGCAGCCCUUGCUCUCCUGCUUCACCAAAGGAAGGGAAGUCUGCAGAGAGGAGGAGAGCACUCUCCUCUUCGCCUUUGCACAAUGGAGAGCGUUUUGUGGCCUUCAAGCAGAUUGUGCCACCACCGACCGCACCCAAGCCCCCAAAGUUUCCAAGCAACAUUAGCAUCACCAACGCUGGGGAAAGAGAGUUCAACAAAACCAUCUCCAAGGCAGCUGUCAACGUCCAAGAACGCAAGGCUCAGGUGUUGGCCAACGUCAACGGGUUGGCCAAUGGCUCGGCCUUCCUAAUAAGUGAGGUGGAUGAUAGGCUCCGGAAGCCUGAACUCUCGGAUCGCAAUAGAAGCUCGUCAUUGAGAGACUUGACUUCAGAGCAAGCCAAGAAUGAGGCCUUGGGCAAGCUAAGCUUGGUGGAAGAGUCUCUUGAUCAGGCCCAACGGGACCGUUCUCUGCACACACCCAUAUUGAAGGAUCAAAGGUCAGAAGAAGUGCAGGCCAUUCCGAAUGGCUAUAGAAACAUCCAUGACGUCUUAAAAGGAGAACCCAGCCCAUUCCCAAGUGUGAGCAAAACGGUGACAUUCAAAGUGGAUGCCGAUCUUGUAGAUGCUAAACCUGCUCGCCAGAACACUGCCAAGAGCUUUUAUGACCACAGACAGCCAGACUUCACCCUGGAAAUGAGGAGGAGGUCUGGCUCACUGCCCAGACCCUCAGGACUGAGACCCCAAGGCAUAACAGUACAGUUCUCUGGCCGGGGCUCAACAGAAGAAGCCCGGAGGGAGGCGCUGCGGAAACUUGGACUGCUCAAAGAGUAGUUGAUGGGCAGUGACGGAAGGGCUGGACCCGAUGCUCCCACAGACUGUUUCCAUUGAGAGCAAAGGGGAAUUUCUCUCACUCGAAGACCAACAGGAAAUGCUAAAUAUCCAAAUGCCACAGGGACUUGGGCUCGAGCUCUUAUUGUGGAGUUGCUUUUGAAUAAUGCUCUACGAUACGGCUUUUCGAGCCCUCCUGUGGAUUUCAGACAGACACCGAGACCUGGCUGCAACGGAGGGCAUCAUACUAAUGAAGUUUAAUUGUGCAGUAUUUGUGUGUUUAUGUAGCUGGCAAAUACGUCUGAGUGCAAUGGAUUUUCCUUGGACUCCUAGAGUAGUGAAGCCAAAAGCAGGAAGAAAAAUGGUACUAAUUAUAUGGGGAUACAUAUAUACUGGAGAGGUCAAACUAUACAAUAAAGCUGCUAUCUCCAAAUAUUACAAAUGAUUUUUAUAAAUUCUGCUAUUACUCGCACCCCCCCCCCGGCCUCCACAAAGACACUGUCCUAUAUACCCUUUUCCUUCUUUAGGCCAGUGCUAAUUGGCAGCAGGCUUGCCCAUCACUUCAUGGUGUAUAAUAAUUCCUAAGAAUUGCUGAUGACCAGUUGCCACACUCCUUUUUUUAAUUUGUCUGGGGCUGGGGAGCGAGAGACUGCUCUUCCUAUUAAUUUUGCUGGAUUGCAGAAUAAGGUAGCUGACAUCCAUACUAACAUGUUGUGCACGGAACAACAUUUUGAGCAUGCAACAGGGGAGGAGUGGCUUUUGCCAAUUCUCUCCCUUCUGUGCCUCCCAGAAAUAUAUCCCUGAGGGUUUGGGGACCUUCAAGGAUAUAUUUCCAGGAGGCUGCAGAAGGAAAGGGGGAGCAGCAAAAAUUUCUCCGUGCACAUUAGUUUGGAUGCCAGCCACUACUAGGGGCUCUGUUUUGCAUGAAUCUGAGUAGAGAAGAAUUUUCUACUGAGUCCAGCCCUAAAUGCUCAGUACUGUCUGUUCUGACAGGCAGUGGCACUCCAGGGUUUCAGAUAGUUGUUUUGCCUGCCCCUACCUGGAGAUGCUGCCAGGGAUUGAACCUGCAGCCCCUCUGGGGGGAGCAAUUUUGCUCAUUCAGUGCACAGAGAGGAAAUCGGGGAGUGAAUCUUUGUCCAAUAUAGCUUUCACCUCCCUGCAUUGAUGCCAAGUGCACUGCAUCAGGUCUAGAACAUUCUUUUCCAGCCUGAUCUCUUAGGGCAUUUGCUAUCCCAGUCCCCUUCCCAUACCUGCGUACAGGCUACUGUUGCAGAAGCAGAAAUUGAGCUGUGCAUUGGGAAGAAAGCUGUGGAGCCAUGGACGCCGAAUGCUUCCAAGGAAGGUUUAGGAAAUGAAUAUUCUGGAAGCUUUGCAAUAUGCCUAGCAGAGUGAGGUCUGAGGCCACAGGAAGGGUGAAGAGACGGUUCACUAGAUUCCCGCUGAGUUGCUCCAUCGCCUGUCCCCAGACCCUUAAUCCCGUCAAUGGGAUGAAGGGUUUGAAAGCCUUUGAGAGUGGGACUACAGUUGGGAAACUAGUGUGUGUCUCAGUAAAGUGAAGGUACUGAGGUGUGGUGCGUGGAAAUAUGAACUCGCUCCCAACUGUAGACUUCCAGACAUGGAUCGGCAAAAGGAGUCUCCUCUCUGCCCUGGGCAUUACAGGGAGCUGCCUUUUAGACCCAGUCAGAGUCGCUCAUUAUUGUCUGCUCUGACUGGCAGCAGUUCUUCAGGAUACACACAGCAGGCUCUACUGUGAGUUUACUGGGUGGCUUUACUGCAAACUCAAAGUUGUCCCCAAAAACCGAUGCAAAUAGUGGAUUUUUAAAAUCCCAGUUAUACUGAAUUGUGUGUGAACUGCUUUCUGAUAACUCGCAUGGACUUCAGGGUAGAUCUGGCUGAUAUGUGAGCACACCCCCUCCAUUCCGGAAGUUAAAGGGCUUUAAAGUCCCCUUAUGAAAAACCUCCUGGAGAUGCUGCCAGGGAUUGAACCUGGGACCUUUUGCAUGCAAAGCAGAUGCUCUACCACUGAGCUACAGCCUCAUUUGUGCAGCCCUAAUGAUGACUUCCUCUAUAAAUGGGGUCAUGGUGGGGGACACACACACCUCAAUACCCUCAGCAGGUGAGGUCACGACUGAGUGUUUUUUGGGGUGAUCUUAAAAUUCAAGUAUGAGAAAUCAGCAUUGGAAAUGAGAACCUAACACAAUUGCUUUGUAGCAUAUGAAGCAGAUCCUUCCGAGCUUUUCCCAAAAGAACCGUGGGUGAUCAGUACUCUGAAUGGGCACACUCUUUGCCUGCAAACCACACAUCCGGGUGACAUUUGCCGCUAGUCCAGGGUCGGAUCAACCCAGGAAGCACAGCUGCUGUCUUGCCAAAACAAACCUUGUAGCUCUUACAAAAGGAAGUCCAUCCUCUGUUGCACUUCCUGGUCCAUGCUGCUUUCACUACAGGGAGUAAUGUUGAGAGGAACCCUUAAUAUUGUUCCCUGUCCAUCAAAAGUCACCUUUCUGAAAUCCAGCCAAAUGCUCUUUGGAAACAGACUUGCAUAUCAAUUGGCAUGAUUAAAUUUGUCUAGAUUAGCAGAAACCAUAGGAACCAAUUCCCUCUCACUGCUGGGGACCUUAUGUUGUGUGUUGCCUUUUUAAAGCAUUAAGUGCAGCAUGAAUGGUUUUAAAGCAAGCGCUCCUCCACUGAACAUCUGUGUCUUAAUACAGUUUGAUUUGUGUGUGAGCCGAGAUCCUGGAAAGAACCUGUUCAAUCCCGUACGUACAAAGUUCUAUAUUGAAGGUGGGAUCUCUCCAAGGCCUGCUCCCCGAGAGUGGUGUAACAAAGAUGUUGGCGAUUGAACCUGGCACAUCCUGCAUGCAAAGCGCAUGUUGAGAGGAGAGCUGGUCUGGUGUUUGCCAGCAUGACUGGUCCCCUUAGCUAAGCAGGGUCCACCCUGGCUGCAUAAGAAUGGGAGACUAGAAGUGUGAGCCCUGUAAGAUAUUCCCCUCAGGGGAUGGAGCCGCUCUGGGAAGAGCAUCUAGGUUCCAAGUUCCCUCCCUGGCAUCUCCAGAUAGGGCUGAGAGAGACUCCUGCCUGCAACCUUGGAGAAGCUGCUGCCCGUCUGUGUAGACAAUAUUGAGCUAGAUAGGCCAAUGGUCUGACUCAGUAGACAGCAGCUUCCUAUGUUCCUAUGCUCUCUAGCCCCUUCCCAGUAAGUACACUGGCUAGGAAGGCAGAAGUGCCAUCGCAUGAGACACUGAACUGCUAGCAUGUGCUUCUUGUGUGCCCCACAUUGUCACAUAAACUGACUGUUGUUUCUUUAAUAUCCAACUGAUGUCUACCCAAGAUGGCUGUGUACCUGCUCUGCUAGCUGCAUGUAUGCAAAAUAAGCAUCUUUUCCCAAAGCCAACAUCCAAGCAUUUUAAACAGAAGUGUGUGUGUUUCUGGCAAAAUGCUCACAGAUGUCUGAAGCUACAGUAGGUGUCCCAGUUACAGAUGUUCUUUUAGAACUGUAGAUGGAAAGAAACGCGUUGGGAAACGGUCCAUACAAACCAUUCCCUUUUAAUGCAACUUCCCUUGCCCCUCAUUCAAUCAAUUCACCCAGCAUUCCAUACAGCACUUGGAACAUCAAAGAUAGAAACACCUUGAAUCAUCCAGGUGUGUUUGGGAAACGAGAAACUCGUUCAGACUAUUCAGGGCUGACACUUGCACCUCCUUUAGCCAAACUGGAGCCACAGCAGACCCUUAAGGGGAGAGAUCCUUAAGGGUAUUAGGGCUGUGGCUGAUGGGAGCUAUAAUUCUGCAACAUCUGGGGACCCAGGUUAGGGUCAGGGGUCAAAUCUAUUAAACAGGCAUAAACCCAUUUAGCAAUUGUUUGCUCUUCUUAGGAAGCCUUGGGAAUGGUUCUGUGGAAGUUAUGAAAUAGAGUGCAGAGCUCUCUAACGAACUUCUCAGCCUCUUCAUUACACUACAAUUCCUAGGAUUCUUUGAGGGGAAACUAUGGCAUUACACCGGUACAAAAUUAAUAUGGCUUUGCAGUGUAGAUACUGUAUGUCCAUCAGCUGUCACGCGAGGAUGUUUGGGCAGGACUUCAGAGCAAAAGAAAUCCAUAAGUUCUGAUUCAAAACAGUCUGCAAACGAGGGAGAGUGACUUGAAGUAACAUGGACUCGCGUUUCUAUACUGAAAGCUUCAGUUGCCACUGUGAAUUGUCAUCUCUUUCCUCUUCGAUGCAUUCAUUGUUCAAGCCUUUGCAGAUAGACCUUACAAGUGAAGCUGUUGUGAAGGAACUUCUUAUCUCAUGGUUGUUAACUCGUCUUGUAAAUUGUUUUAAAAUGGUAUUUAAUCUUGUUACCUCUUUAAAAUGGAGUAUUCUUGGUCUUAUUUACAUGAAGGGAUCCUUUCAGAGUGUUAAGAAUUAUUCUUAUGUUUAUUAUUACCGCACUUCUCCAUGUUAUGACCUGAGAUGCUGUUACAUCCACCAAUUGAAAUAAAUGUGUCCUCUUUUA